AUGGUGUUUAUCCUGCCAGAAAAGUUCAGGGUAGCAGAAGGACAAAAGAAUACUUUGGAAAGAGAUGUACUCUCUCAAGAAACUUUUGAAUUCAAAUUGGCAGAAGUGGAAGAGGCGCCGGAACAGCAAAUACCUACCGCCAAAACAGGCAGAACUGCCAUGAAAUUAGCCGCAGAACAACUGUGCUUUUCCGAACCUACCAAGGAAAUGGUCAAUUAUCUCAGACCUUUGUUCAUAACAGCUAACUUUGGGGGUGUUCCUAUUCCCAAAGUAAUGGUAGAUGGAGGUGCAACCAUUAAUCUUCUACCUCACAGGUUGCUGAUCAAGAUGGGCAGAAUAGAGAAGGAUCUAAUUCCAACACGCUUAAUGGUCACCAACUUCGCUGGGGGCAUCACUAAGACUCAUGGAAUACUAGAUGUGGAUGUCAUUGUAGGAACCAAGAAGCUGAAGAUUGCCUUUUUUGUGGUAGACACCACUUCUACCACUUACAAUGCACUGCUUGACAGAGAUUGGAUCCACCAGAGUUUGUGUGUUCCUUCCACUCUACACCAACAGUUGGCCCUCUCGCAUGAAGAGGGUUUUAUGGAAAUUGUGGAGGCCGGCCCAUGGCUAUUCUUGCCAUCUGCAUUAUGUUUUGAGGCCAGCUCAAGCCAGCAGGAAAGGGAUCGAGCGGCAACAAUCCAAUCCAUUACAAAUAGAUUGUUGGUACAUUGGGAAGAAAUGAGGCUUUCUAUGUAUAGUCCAGCCAUUAACAUGGCAGAAUUCAUGCAUGAGAGUGUAGAAGAACAUGAUGGAAAUCUGCAAGAGAGAGAAUUGGAAUUCACACCAGCAGCACUGGAUAAUUCCCUGCCAGAAGUAGAGGAUCCUUUCCAAGAAAUAAACCUGGGGACAGAAGAGGAUCCCAGACCUACUUUCAUCAGCACAUUACUAGAAGAGCCAGUAAAGAAUGAAAUCAUUGCACUUCUGCAUGAUUUCAAAGACUUUCGCAUGGCACUACCACGAAAUGCCUAG
Molecule: messenger RNA, 1011 nt
Organism: Prunus armeniaca (apricot)
Lineage: Eukaryota; Viridiplantae; Streptophyta; Magnoliopsida; Rosales; Rosaceae
Source: the annotation of a GenBank genome assembly